This is a messenger RNA of Saccoglossus kowalevskii, 3184 nucleotides long. RefSeq lists its product as uncharacterized. Gene Ontology annotation, biological process: transmembrane transport. Lineage: Eukaryota; Metazoa; Hemichordata; Enteropneusta; Harrimaniidae. Gene Ontology annotation, molecular function: ATP hydrolysis activity; ABC-type transporter activity; ATP binding. The record is from RefSeq and is a predicted model, not a curated record. Gene Ontology annotation, cellular component: membrane.
AUGACUGGUGUUGGUGGGGGUACUGCUGGCCCAGUAGCUGUGGCUGUUGCUGGUGCUCCCCUCCCUGUACCUCUACCACGUAUGCUCACCAUGUUUCUGCGUUCCACAGUUUUGAUGUGGUCUUUGAGGAGAACUUCUCCCACACCCACUUGUCCAUGGCAGACAGGUCCUCGACUGUCUCGGCACCCCCGACUUCCUGACAGUCCUCUUGUCCUCAUAAACUCCAUCAGACUUUGCUUCAAGUCAACACUCUAUGGAGAGUCUUCGAGAGGGGGCUCUGUAGACUGGGACUCUGACCCAGAGUCUGACUGGAUGAUGACUGGUGUUGGUGGGGGUACUGCUGGCCCAGUAGCUGUGGCUGUUGCUGGUGCUCCCCUCCCUGUACCUCUACCACGUAUGCUCACCAUGUUUCUGCGUUCCACAGUUUUGAUGUGGUCUUUGAGGAGAACUUCUCCCACACCCACUUGUCCAUGGCAGACAGGUCCUCGACUGUCUCGGCACCCCCGACUUCCUGACAGUCCUCUUGAGGAGGCUCAUCUGGGUACGGGUGACCUAUUAGGUGUCUGUGGUAGCGUUGGUAGUGGUAAAAGUUCACUGAUGUCUGCAAUACUGAGUCAAAUGAGACUGGUAAAAGGGCAAGUGUGUGUUGGUGGUACCAUUGCAUAUGUGGCUCAACAAGCAUGGGUAUUCAAUGCAAGUCUCAAAGAUAAUAUCUUAUUUGAUAAGCCAUAUGAUGAAAAGAGAUAUACUGAUGCUGUGUUUGCUGCUUGUCUUCAACAAGACAUUGAUAUGCUACCAAAUGGUGACCAGACUGAGAUUGGUGAGAAAGGAAUCAAUUUAAGUGGAGGUCAGAAACAGCGAGUGAGUUUAGCUAGGGCUUUAUAUGCUGACUGUGAUAUCUAUUUACUUGAUGAUCCGCUCAGUGCAGUAGAUACCCAUGUAGGACAACAUAUAUUUGAAGUAUGCAUAAAGCAAGCUUUACAAAACAAAACCGUUAUCUUUGCCACACACCAACUUCAGUAUUUAAAACGAUGUGAUGAUGUCAUGAUGCUAAAAGAUGGUCAUGUGACUGAGUAUGGUACACACAGUCAGCUGAUGCUGGAUGACAAAGAAUUUGCAAAUCUCAUUAAAACAUAUCAUGAAACUGAACAAGAAGAAACACCGCCUGAUAUUACUUCUUUUAAAAGUCAACUAAGUCGUCAAUUAAGUUUAUCUUCUACAACAUCUCAGUCAACUUUAUCCAGUGAUGCCAGCUCUGAUAUCGCUAUGGAUACAGAGGGAAAAUUGAUUGUAGCAGAAGAGAAAGAAACUGGAUCAGUUAAAUUGAGUACUUAUGGUGCAUACAUUAAGUCAGCUGGUGGAUGUGUAAUAGCCUGUAUUGUGUGUUUGCUAUUUUUAUUGUAUGUCAGUAGUUUGACAUUCAAUGCAUGGUGGUUAAGUUACUGGAUAAGCAGAGGAAGUGGGAAUACAACAGUAUUAGUGGGCAAUGACACAGUCAUAAGUACAAAUAUUUCAGAUAAUCCUGACUACGAUAUAUACGUUAUGGUGUAUGGUUUAUCUAUAAUAGGUAUCCUGUUAUUCAGCUUUAUACGAGCCAUUAUCUUUAUGAAGGUGUGUCUUCGCUCUUCUUCAAAGAUUCAUGACAAAGUUUUCAGCAAAAUCAUCCGAAGUCCAAUGAGUUUUUUUGAUACUACGCCAUUAGGAAGGAUAAUGAAUAGGUUUUCAAAAGACAUGGAUGAAAUUGAUGUCUGGCUACCACUAUUGUUGGAUAUCAGUGUGCAGUAUUGUUUUAUGUUACUAGCUGCCUUGACAAUGAUCUGUAUUGUCUUUCCAUGGUUUAUGAUCGCCUUAUUACCACUCUUCAUCAUCUUUCUCUUGUGUUUGGUAAUGUUUCGUGCUGGUAUUCGAGAAUGCAAGAGAUUUGACAACAUUAGCCGCUCACUGUGGGUAUCAAUGUUGACGUCCACUGCUCAAGGACUGCCCACAAUUAAUGCCUAUCGAAGAUCACAGAAUUUCAUCAAAAGUUUCAGUGACAGAGUGGACACCAACUCCGUACCAUUAUUACUGUCUCUAAUGUGUAGUAGAUGGGUUCAAUCACGCAUGGAUUUUAUUACAUUGUUUGUUACUGUAAUUACUGCUCUACUAGCUGUUAUUGGUCAUGGUGAAAUUUCUGCAGCUGUUGCUGGAUUAGCACUGUCAUAUACAAUGCAGAUUUCUGGUAUACUUCAAUUAACAGUCAAUACAGCUGCUGAAUGUGAAGCCAGAUUUACCAGUGUGGAAAGAUUGGAGUACUAUAGCAACGUAAGUAAGUCGUCUUUGGGUGUGGGUUUGUUUAGAUUGGUAGAAGCUGCACAUGGCACAAUAAAAAUAGAUCAUGUGGAUAUCAGUGAAAUUGGACUGUAUGAUCUACGAUCUAAACUAUCCAUUAUUCCACAAGACCCUGUACUCUUUAUAGGUACUAUACGUUAUAAUUUAGAUCCAUUAAAUCAUCACACGGAUCAAGAAUUAUGGGAAUCUUUGGAGAAGACCUAUAUGAAGUCAACAAUUAGUAAUUUGGACAAUCAACUCGAAAGUCCAGUCAUCGAAAAUGGUGAAAACUUCUCAGUAGGAGAAAGACAACUUAUAUGCAUGGCUAGGGCUUUACUUAGGAAUAGUAAGAUCUUAAUGUUGGAUGAAGCUACAGCAGCUAUUGAUACAGAAACAGACAGUCUAAUACAAAAGACGAUACAAGAUGCAUUCAAGGAUUGUACAAUAUUAACUAUAGCUCACAGAUUGAAUACAGUCUUAUCUUCUGAUAGAGUAAUGGUGAUGCAAGAUGGCAAGGUUGUUGAAUUUGAUAAACCAUCAGUGCUGCAAGCAAAUACUGAAUCUAAAUUCAGUGCCAUGAUAACUGCAGCUGAACAGGUCAACACCAAAGACCAUGUCACUUUAUUGUAGCAUCAUGGUGGCACCAGGUGAAGAGACCUCCAUAGCUCAUAUAUCAUUUCAUUUCAAUGGAGUGAUGAUUGAACAGCUUUUUUUUAAGCGAAUUGACAGCAAGGCUAUAACCUAAUUGGUGGCAAUCAUUACAUAAUCUGUACAUAUUAUUUACCUAAUUUAUAAUUUUCAGCAUUAGAAAAGACAGGGACAGGCAACACCAUACCACACUUGUAUUAUAGUUUACUUGAAUCAUAUCAUAAAGAAA